This is a messenger RNA of Bombus pyrosoma, 5657 nucleotides long. It is a transcript of the gene dia, whose product is annotated as protein diaphanous. The transcript is spliced from 16 exons. Gene Ontology annotation, molecular function: microtubule binding; small GTPase binding; actin binding. The coding region runs from base 537 to 5042 and encodes 1501 amino acids. Gene Ontology annotation, cellular component: cytoplasm; actin filament. NCBI's taxonomy places the organism in Eukaryota, Metazoa, Arthropoda, Insecta, Hymenoptera, Apidae. The record is from RefSeq and is a predicted model, not a curated record. Gene Ontology annotation, biological process: actin cytoskeleton organization; actin filament polymerization.
GUUGGUUACGCGUCUACCGUUAGAAUAUAAUACGCAAGAGAGUUAUAGGAGGGAGGCAGCAGUCGAUAGUGAUAAAAGAAUUUCUACAAUACCGACGUAGAUAGGUAUUUGCGGCGAAACUAGCAUUUGCGGUUCGUUGCUGAUUGGCGCUGGUGUUCGAGCAACGUUUCUCCGCAUGCUACUCGUUGUGGUACGGUUAUUCGUUUAACGAAUAUUAACUGAUGUGACGGUUUUCUUUCCCUAGUCGAUGAGGUUGUAUCGUAUUGGCAGGUGUUCCAUUGUCAUAACGGAUGAAAUGAAUAUUUAUCUGUGGAAAGAUCAUUUUAGUUCGCUCAAGAAAUUGCAAGUGUUUUUCCUAUGGUUUAUUGCGAAUUAUUAAGUUUGAUCGCCGAAUUAAUUUUAUACAAAUUACGAAUGAAUGCGAGCAACGCCGAAUUUAUGGUUACCAAAAGUGUAUCCCUUGGUGAAUAAAAUUUUAAAUCAAAUCAGAGGAGAAAAAUGUACAAUAGAAGGUAACAAUUGAAGGAGAUUAAGCUAUGGCCAACAGGAAAGACAAAACAUCUGUAGGUUUCCUGGACACAUGGUUCGGCCGGCCAAAAAAGUCCGGGCGUGGAGGUGGGGUCAGAAGUGGUUCGGGAAACAACACUAUACCACGACCCCAUUCCGGUGACGAUUUCAAUGAAAUUGAACAACAACGUUGUAUGAUCGAAAGAAUGGACAAAGAGACGGUGAACGACAAAUUCGAGGAGAUGUUGGCCAACAUGAAUCUGACCGAGGAGAAGAAAGAGCCCUUGAGACAGCAAUCGGAAACAAAGAAGAGGGAGAUGCUGGUUUUGCAUUACAAAGGUAGCAUACAGGAGAAUAGAUCAAAAUUUGAUAAACCAGCGGAUUAUAUACAGUAUUUGGCGCAACCCGAUUUGAGCGUCAACAAGAUCUACAACUGCAUCGAGUCGUUAAGAAUAGCGUUGACGAACAAUCCUUUGAGUUGGGUUCAAGAAUUUGGUACCAAAGGAUUGAAACAGGUUUUAGCAACGCUCAACGAAUGCUAUCGGAAUGCCUUCAUAUAUUACGAUAGUGACAACCGGUACGAGCGAAUACAGUACGAAUGCAUCCGAUGUUUAAAGGCUAUUAUGAACAACACCGUCGGCAUAAAGGAGAUGUUGGCUCAUCACGAAGCACUCACGAUCGUAGCUAGAUCGUUAGAGCCGACCAAACCAUCGGUCAUGUCCGAAGCUGUGAAAUUGCUUGGCGCGGUUUGUCUCAUUUCGAGCGACAGCCACAAGAAAGUCUUGGACGCGAUCACCAUGAACGGUGAAUUCAAAGGAAGGGAAAGAUUUUUACCGAUCGUACAGGGCCUGAUGAACAAGAAGAACGAGAACUUACGGGUGGAGUGCCUUCAACUUAUCAAUUCCAUCAUUUCUUCGGCCGAAGAACUAGACUUUAGAUUGCAUCUGCGAAAUGAAAUCAUGCGGGUCGGCUUGGCUGAUAUUUUAGAGACAUUGGAAAAGAACGAAUCCGAGGAUCUGGCCAGACAUCUAAAAAUCUUCAAUGAUCACAAGGAGGAAGAUUACGAGGAAUUUGUUCAAAGAUUCGAUCAUGUUCGAUUGGAAUUGGACGAUGUAAACGAUUGUUUCGAAGUGAUUAAAAAUAUGGUGAUGGAAACAUCCGCGGAACCAUAUUUUUUGUCGAUACUUCAACAUCUUUUAUUCGUCAGAGACGAUGCUCUGGUGAGGCCGGCCUACUAUAAAUUGAUAGAAGAAUGCGUGUCGCAAAUAGUGUUGCACCGUUCAGGCUGUGAUCCGGAUUUUAGCGCAACCAAACGCUUUCAAAUCGACGUUCAACCGUUGAUUGAUACGUUGGUCGAGAAAUCGCGGGCAGAGGAAGAAAGACGAUUGGUCGAAGUAUCGCAAAAGUUGGAAGAGGCCAUAGCUAGUAAGCAGGAAGCGGAGGCGAAACUCCAACACGCGGAGAACAAGAUCAGGGAGCUGGAACAAGGAGGAGCGAGAUCGACCGGUGUCAACGCUAAUGUUGUGAAGUGUUCGUCCACACCAGGAACAACUAAUCCACCGCCACCUCCACCGCUUCCGCUUGCAAAUGCGGGCGGAUCCGGAUCGGGAAUGCCACCGCCGCCGCCGCCGCCACCACUACCAGGUUUCGGCGGGCCGCGUCCACCUCCGCCACCUCUUCCCGGUUUCGCGGGACCUCCACCACCGCCUAUGCCUGGUAUGCCAUCGGGACCGGGACCGGCACCUCCACCGAUGCCAGGAUUCGGUCCGGUACCUCCACCGAUGAUGCCUGGGUUCGUACCAGGCUUGAACGCUGCUCCACAAUCGCUACCUUUAGGACUGAAGCCGAAGAAAAAGUGGGAAGUCGACGCGCCGUUGAAGAGAGCAAACUGGAAAGCGAUCAUGCCUCAUAAACUCACCGAAAAAUCGUUUUGGACAAAAGUGCAAGAGGAUAAGUUGGCCAGGCCCGAAAUAUUAGACGGCUUAGUUCAAAAGUUCGCAUCGAAACCGAGUGGGAAGAAAAUCGACGAUGUCGUGGACAAAUCAGCUCCGUCGAAGAAAGUGAAAGAUCUAAAAGUCCUGGAUGGCAAAGCUGCGCAAAAUAUUCUUAUAUUACUUAAUGGUACUUUAAAACACACGUCGUACGAAGAGGUCAAGUCAUGUUUACUUAAGUGCGAAGGACCCGUUAUCUCGGACAAUAUACUUCAAGGACUGAUACAGUAUUUACCACCACCGGACCAACUGUCGAAACUGCAACUCUACAAAGAUCAGUACGACGAUUUGACAGAGGCCGAACAAUUUUGCAUCACCAUAUCAACGAUCAAGAGAUUAUUGCCGAGACUGAGAUCGUUAAGUUUCAUGCUACGAUACGAAGAACUGGUGCAAGAUGUAAAGCCGGACAUAGUAGCGGGGACGGCAGCCUGCGAGGAAGUAAAAGGUAGCAAAAAAUUUGCCAAAAUUCUCGAACUUAUUCUUCUGCUUGGCAAUUACAUGAAUUCCGGCUCGAAAAACGGCCAAGCCUUCGGCUUCGAGAUCAGUUUUCUUACCAAGUUAACAAGCACCAAGGACGUCGACAACAAACAAACUCUGAUGCACUAUUUGGUGGACACGAUAGAGCGACAAUUCCCCGAGUGUCUGAGCUUCCCAGAAGAGCUAGCACACGUGGACAGAGCUAGUCGUGUUUCCUUGGAAAAUGUACAGAGAACGUUGCGACAGAUGGAUUCCAAUAUUCGAAAUCUUGAACAAGAUUUGUCGAAUGCCAAAAUCCCACAAUCGAAUGACGAUUUGUUCCUGCAUGUUAUGGGUCCUUUUGCGAAGAAAGCCCGCGAAUCUUACGAAGUUCUUCAAAAUAUGUUUAAACAUAUGGACAGUUUGUACACCGAAAUUUCGGAAUUUUUUUCUUUCGACAAGCAAAAGUACACGAUCGAAGAAUUUUUUGGGGAUAUAAAAACUUUUAAAGACGAUUUUAUGCAUGCUCAGAAGGAAAUAAUAAAACUACGAGAGGGAGAAGAGAAACAAAGACGAGCGAGAGAGGCGCGAGAAAAAGCAGAAGCGGAGAAAGCGGCACGGGCUGCGCGGAAACGAGCACUGGUUGACAUGAACGCCCACGAAACGCAGGAAGGUGUCAUGGACAGCUUAAUGGAGGCUCUACAAACUGGUUCCGCGUUCAGUCGGCCGGAUCAACGACGAAAACGUCAAGUACGCGCCGCUGGUGGUAAGUUCUAUAGGGCUGCAUAUGCUACGACGAAAUCUACGAAGAAGGAGAAGUUGUUGCUGGCUAAAUUGUACGAAUCGGGAGAAGCCGAGCGGCGGCGCAUGCUUCGAAAUCGAAAUAAAAUCGUCGCCUCGUCUCUUCCUCGUGGUGCAGUCACGAGCUCGGCAAGUUCCGAUUUAACACAGUAUACGACACCGGAAGAGAAUCAACAUCUCUAUAAGCGUUUGUUGCUCGAUCGUGCCACGAGAGCGCCCAAGCGAGAAAGUUUUCUGUCUAGGGUCAGUUCGUUUCAGAAAAGCAAACAAGCCGAAAUCGAAUGCAAGAGAGCACGCGUCGAUCGACCGAUGAUCGAAGAAACUCCGAGAAGAGAGAUUUCUAUAAGAAGAUCUCGAAAUUUCGAUAAAAACUCAAAUUCAUCCAGCAAUUCUGUUCAAUGUAGUGUCGUGACCGCUGCUACUUUAUCGUCGGCCUCGUCAUAUGGACUCGUAAUAGACGAACUGAAGAAGCGCACACCGACGCACGUCGAAUCUCUAGCAUCGAACGAUCCGUCGCCGUGUUCGAGCUUGCAACUUUCACCCUGUGUUUUGUACCAGACGGUUUUAGUAGGCGAAGCUUUGAAAGUUAGCCCGGCGAGAAAACGACGCGUUAUAGUAAGUAAGAAGCAUAAGAGAAACAGUAUCGUGCGUCGUGCCGUUCAAAGUCGUAGAUCGAAGCAUGCGAGGAGGUCGACGAUGGCCGGUGACACAAGAUCGUUUGGUUAUUUAGGCAGUCCAAGCAGCGAAAGCGUUUCGCUGAUCGAAAGUUAUUCCGUUUGCCGUGCUUCCGAUACCACUACCACUUCCGAUACCGCAUCGACCAGAAUAUCGCGAUCCAUGGGUGAUAUCGCGACGAGAAUCGGCAAGACGAUCUCCUCUCCGUUGAAGUUGAUUCGAACGAAAAAUUUCGGGAACAAUAACGCUCAUUGGAAAGACGAGAAUGAAAACAAUCUGUGCAACAUAGAGUAUUCGAACGGUCAAUUCACAACUUUGAAACGUUUAGUUCGACCCGAAAUCGCGAAUACAAGCAUGAAAACAACCGAAUCGAACAGACUCGCUAUCCAAAUGACCGACACCACUCUCGAGUCUCGAGUGAACAACAACCUUGAUAUCUUUCACCGAUUAGGAUACGGGAAUAACGCGUUAGAAUUUUGUUCGACGUCCGAUCGAUCGAUCAAAUCAUCGAUCAAACGAGAAUGCGACGAUAUACCUUCGAUUGCAACCAAAGAGAAACAAACCGUUCUAAUGAAAAGGAAAAGUCAGAAACGGACUUGGAAAUUUUGGUAGACUUGUACGUCGAACGUCUGUAUCGUUAUCGUGGUAGACGUUAUCGCGACGCUUUCGAACAUGACACGUUACACGACUACGACGAUUUCAGGAUAUAAUGCUUCACUUUCCUGUACUUUUUACCACAAGACAAGACUGAAUCCUCGCCUCGUCGCUUCUUUCAUCUUUCUUUUUUUUCUUUCAGUACUUUCUUUCUUUUUUUUUUUCUUUUUUCUUUUUUACGAAAUUUCAAUUUCACGUCAUUGGAUGUCGUUUGGCCGUGUCAGACGCAUGCUUCUUUUCCAUUUUUCAUCUAUGACUUUUUAUUAUUACUCAUUUUUACUCGCUGGUCUCGUUUUUGAAAAAAUCGCAUUAGCUCGACGACUAAUCGAGGACGGAGACUUUGCCAGUCUAUCGGAAGCGGGAAAAAAAGAGAAGAAGAAAGAAACACGUAAAAUACGAUUUAACAGUAAUUUUUAGGAACGAGAACUUAUCGACUGUACAACAUUCUGUGAUUUAGAUACGCAGACGAUCAUCGAAUAUAUACUCGCGCAACUACAUCGAUCACUUGUAAUCGCAUUCGUUGUUGUAAAUAUCGUAAUUUUCAAAUAAAUAAAGGAAGUUUUUUUUGUACUA